AUGGAGGGCAGAGGGGUGAAUGAGGCCACGAAGUGUCGGCUCUUCCCGACAACCCUGAAGGGCGUUGCAUUGAACUGGUUCAAGCGACUGAGCCCCGAGUCUGUCGGCUCAUUCUCCGAACUACGUCGGGCCAUCCUGGACAGGUACAUGAUCAUAUCAAGCCGACUAUACAUGGCCAAUUACCUCUCGGCCGUUCACCAGAAGACGAACGAGUCCCUCCGGGAUUACAUCACCCGAUUCAACAAUGAGUACGCCCGGUGCGAAGGAUGUGAUGAGGCCACCGCCCACAACACCCUCAUGGGAGGCCUCUAG
Prunus armeniaca (apricot) is the source of this 312-nucleotide messenger RNA. NCBI's taxonomy places the organism in Eukaryota, Viridiplantae, Streptophyta, Magnoliopsida, Rosales, Rosaceae. The record is from the annotation of a GenBank genome assembly.